AUGCUGAACGCAAAGCUCAAGUCGGAUAGGAGUCUCAGGUUCGUGCAGCGCCGGGUGGUGCCCCUGGUGUCGCCCGAGCACAUCACCGUGAACAUCAGGAGGGCCCAGACGGCCCGCCAGGUGGAGCGCCUCUGCGACGAGUACUGGGCGCAGCUGUCGCCGCUCCACGUCAGCGCGUGCCUGACGCGCCUGGCGCACCUCUCCCUCCGCGGCGGAGGCGGCCAAGGCAAGGGCGGCGGCGAUGAUGGGGCCGCGGCGGACGCGCUGGUCGCGCGGCUGCUGGAGCGGGCGCAGAAGCUGCUGCCCGGCUUCCAGGCCCGCCAGCUGGCCAACACGCUGUGGGCGGUCGCGCGGCUGGGCGCGUCGCCCGGCGGCGCGUUCAGGGACGGCUACUACGCGUCGCUGGAGCGGCAGCUGCCCUUUUUCGAGCCGCAGCAGCUCGCCAACACGGCCUGGGCGCUCGCGGCUCUCGGGUGGCCCGUGCCGCGCCGCGUGACCCGCCUGCUGCUGUGGGCGGCGCUGCCGGCGCUGGGCGGCUUUGAGCCGCGGGAGCUAGCUUGCCUGGUCUCGGCCGCCUCGCGGCUGCCGACGCUGCCGGGGCGGCCGUGGCUGCUGCGGUUCCUGCGGGGGGUGGGCCCCCGCUUGGGGGAGUUUGGGGCACAGGAGGCGUCCGUGCUGGCGGCGGCGCUCGCGCGGCUGCACCAGCGGGACGCGCAGCUGCUGCGGCGGCAGCUGCCGGCGCGCCGGGCGGCAGCUGCGGGCGCGCCUCGGCAGCAGGCUGAGCAGGGGCAGCAGGAGGAGGUGAAGGAGGUCGGGCACGAUUUGCAGGAGCAGCGGCGGGAGGAGGGAGCGGAAGACGAGCAGCUGGGGCAGUGGGAGAGCGCGCAGCAGGGCCCGGCCAGUGCCGGGCUCGUGCUGCCGCUGCCGGCGCGGUUCACGGGGGCGCUGCUGCAGGCGAUCGAGCGGACGCUGCCGCGGCAGACGCCGCAGGGGCUGUCGUCCACGCUCUGGGCGCUGGCGCACCUCGGCGUGCGGCUGGGCCCCGAGUGGAUGACGCGGUAUUGGGACGCCGCCGCGCGCGAGCUGGCGGCGCAAACGCCCCAGGGGCUGUCGCUGACGCUCUGGGCAGCCGCGCGCCUGCGCGCCCGCCCGCCGCGCGAGCUGCUCGGCCGCGCCGUGCGGCUCUCGCGCGCCGCGCUGCCGGGCGCGCCGCCGCAGCACAUGGCCAACACGCUGUGGGCGCUCGCGCGGCUGCGGGCGGCGGUCGGUGCGGCGUGGCUGGGGGAGUUCCAGCGCUGCAGCUACGCGGCGCUUGGCGCGGCGUCGGCGCGCGACAUCACGUGCAUGCUGACCGGGCUGCUGGCGUUGCGGGUCGCGCCUGGCCGCCGCUGGCUGGCGCGCUGCAUCACGGAGCUCCACCACCGCCUGCCGUCAAUGGCGCCCCGCGAGCUGUCGCUCUGCCUCCUCGCCCUCGCGCGCGCCGGCCAGGCGGCCGCGGCGGCCGCUGGCGACGGCGGCGCUGGCGCCGCGCCCCCGUGGCCUGGGCGCGCGUUCAUGGCGGACUACUUUGCUGCGAGCGCAGCGCACCUGGAAGCGGGCCGCGCCGCGCCGCAGGGCCUCGCAAACACCGCCGUCGCUCUCGCGACGCUUGACUGCCGCCCGCCGGCCGCGUGGGAGGCGGCGUUCUUCCGGGCCGCGGAGCAGCUUCUGCCCAGCUUCUCGCCGCGCGACGUGGCGAGCACGCUGUGGGCGCUGGCGGUGCUGGACGUGCGGCCGCCGGCGGGGUGGAUGCAGCAGCUGCUGGCGUCGAUGCCAGUGCUGGAGAUGAGUGCGGCGCAGCUGAGCGGCGUGCUGUGGGCGCUCGCGCGCUUGGAGGUGCAGCCGGGCGGCGCGUGGGUGCGGGCGUUUGUGCAGCGCACGCGGGAGGUCAGCGCCGCGCUCGAGGGUGCCGGUGCCGGCGCCAACACAGCUCCUCUCCGACAAGCCGUGGCGAACACAGGCGAUGUGCCUGUUGGCGUAAACGGACACCACAGCAUUGGCAGCAGCAGCAGCAGGAGCAGCAGCAUAACCAGCACUCACACCAAUGGCAGCAGCAGCACCAACACCUUAACCCCCACCAGCAGUAGCAGCGGCAGCGGCAACGGUGCCAGCAACGCAUUUUCUGCCGUCAUCCUGCAGGGCCUGACGGCCUGGGCCGGCGCCUCUGGUCGCCUGGACCUGGGCGCCGGCCUGCAGGGCGCGGGCGAGCCGCAGCCCACCGCGGGCGCGAGUGUCCAUGCCCACGCCGACCCCGCAGUGGCUGCAGCGAUGCAGCUGACCGCCCUGUGA
Monoraphidium neglectum is the source of this 2328-nucleotide messenger RNA. RefSeq lists its product as hypothetical. The record is from RefSeq and is a predicted model, not a curated record. Lineage: Eukaryota; Viridiplantae; Chlorophyta; Chlorophyceae; Sphaeropleales; Selenastraceae. Gene Ontology annotation, biological process: mitochondrial RNA processing; chloroplast rRNA processing; regulation of mitochondrial mRNA stability. Bases 1 to 2328 code for a protein of 775 amino acids. The transcript is spliced from 3 exons. Gene Ontology annotation, cellular component: mitochondrial matrix; ribonucleoprotein granule. Gene Ontology annotation, molecular function: RNA binding.